This is a messenger RNA of Scutellospora calospora, 808 nucleotides long. The record is from the annotation of a GenBank genome assembly. NCBI's taxonomy places the organism in Eukaryota, Fungi, Glomeromycota, Glomeromycetes, Diversisporales, Gigasporaceae.
UAUUACAAUUCAUAAUAAUAAUCAGAUGGAAGACACUUAUUAUGAUGAGAACUAUUCUGAUUCUGACAGUGAAUCUGCAACCGAAAUAGAAAACUUUCCUAUUCUUAAUUUCGACAUUAACGUAUAUCAAGAUGUUAGGAAUAAAAUUUUGCAGCAGAAUAGUGAUAACAAAAAUGAGGAUUAUGAUCUUAAUAAUGCAACAGAAGAAAAUAUAUCAUCUGAAUUUGAUGAAGAUAUUGAAGAAAUUUUAUUAGAUCAAUCGCCUCUUGCCCAACUCAAAGGCACUUGGGAAGUUGAUCGUAAUACUAUUAUGCAAUGGAAUGAAAAGCUAGAUGAACUUGAAUGUUUUGAAGCUAACGGUAGCUAUUUACAUCAAAGAUUAGGUCCUGGAGUUUCAAAUUUUGGUUGCAAUAGUAAGCAUGAUGAUUUAUCUACAAUUCUAGAAAAAUUUAGAAAUUGGAUUAAAUUAAUGGCAAAAUCGGAUAAUAAAUUACAAAAACAGCAACUUAUCUGGUCGUUAUUGCUAGCAAUUAAGAUAUUAAAAUCGGGUUUGCCAAAAGAUUUAAUUUAUAGUCCUUUUGAUAACCAAAUUCUACCAACUUUAUUAAUGACUCAAAUAGCAUUUAAAUUAGCAAAAAUAGAUUUAAGUGAUAAAGCAAAAGCAGAAUUUUUAGAAGAAAAGGAAUGCACACAAUUCGGAAAUCUUCUUGGAGAAUCCUUGUGGCAAUCUCGUAUAGUGCUUAAAAACAAUUUACUGACCUUAAAAAAUCCACAAUCUCUUGAACAAUAUGCUACAGCAUUGCUCUGA